UGAUUAAUCCAUGGUUUAACACAUUUCAAUAAAAGCUCUUCAGUCAUGGAGUUAAACUUAAUUUCAGCAUUAUUCGCAUCUGGAACACAUGACAUAACGAUUAGCAUCUUUAAUAAAUCAUCGAAACGGCGUGCCUAAAAUAUGCGCCCUGCUGUCGUCUGUAGUUGUUUUGAAAAACAAACAAACAAACAAAAAAUCGUUCAGAAGAUCCGUUUAGUGGAACUCCAGCCCUGUAACAGGUUAACAUUCGCUAUCUCUACAUCACUUCCGCGUACUUCUCGCUUUAUAAACCAGACUGUCACAUUCAGGCGAGAGAUUCCUGUCAGCUUACAGAAAUAUACAAAUUAUUCCAGACAUCUCGGCCCUUGUCAGAUCGAAUUAAUGGAGCCCUUGAACUUUCUAACGACUGAAGAGUUGCUGUUUUUUCUCCACCGGAAAAAGACGGAGAUUUCGUGCAUCGAGCAACCGCACAGACUCCUCACUCAGCUGCGCGACCACGAUCUGGUUCCGGAGAAACUUUUUGAGAAUGUGAAAAAGAUGCGUUCUCGUGAGCAGAAGGAGAAGGGCAUCUAUGAGGUUCUGGACUGGGUGGAGAAAAAUAAACCACAGUACAUGCAUCAGUUCUGGCGCUGUGUGUUUGAAGACCAUAUCCUGCAGCUCUACCCGACACUACGCAUGCUCAGAAAAAAUCUGCUGGACGGCACUUUCAAAUUUGAUGAGAAACAUCCAGAUGUUGAGACACCAGCAGAGGAGGAAAAGAGUGAAGGAAAGGCAGAGAAAGUGAAGGAGAAGAACUACAAAAGAAAGAGAAGUAAAGAUGAUAGAAGUAGUGAGGAUAGUGAUGAUCUUGGUUCUUCCUCUGCUUCUACACCCAGUCAGAAGGAACCAGCGUCUCUUGUGAAGAAAGGAGACAAGCAGGAGAUUUGGAAGUGGCCUGUUUAUGAAACGCAUCUGCCUGUAACCUGUGGGGAUAAAGAAGGCACUCUCUAUCGGGUCAAAAUGCCCAGAGGGGAAAAGUGUAUUUUGUCUCAAGGACGCUGGUUCACCCUAAAUGAUUUUGAAAGGUUUGCGGGGAAGGAAAAGUGCAAAAACUGGAAACUCAGCAUCCGCUGCGGAAACACACCACUUAAGAAACUCAUUGAGGAGGAGCAUCUUCAGUGUCCACCGAUGGAGAGAAGAAAGAGAACAUGUGUCCAAAAAAACAUGAAUAAGCUGUUUCCUGUCAGUUCAUCUGAGAGCUCCAGUGAAGACUCUGAAACAAGCUCCAGUUCGGUGGAAGAAAGUGAUGCUGAAAAUUUCCAGGAACAGGGAUGGAGAGGAGGACGAACAGAGAUUAGAGGGAGAGUUGAGGAGGAAGAAGAAGACGUGGCAGAUCUGUCUGUUUUCCAGGCUCAUUCUUUACCAGUCACCUGUGUUUCACUUACUGGGACUUUAUACAAAUACAGGUUUGCAACAGGGAUACGUGGGAAGUGUAUACGUACUGAGGAAAGAUGGUUCACUCCGGAGGAAUUUGUAAAGCAGGAACCGACUCUUACAGAUGGGCACUGGAAGAAAGAUGUUCUGUGCCAUGAAAAAAUGCUCAACUUUUUAAUCAAGAAAAACAUCCUACGCAUCCAUUCGCUUCAAUGUGAAUGUGUAAAAUGCAGUACUCAAGAGGAAGAUGUGAUGGUACAGAACAAUGAUGACGAGUGUUACGUGUGUCACUCUAGGGGGGAUCUUGUGUGUUGUGACGAGUGUCCACGAGCUUUUCAUUCACAAUGUCACCUACCAGCUGUACAUGGAGACUCACCUGGGGAAUGGAUUUGUACCUUUUGCGUGUUUAGAACCAGUCAACAGUGGCGUGUCUCCAGUAACAUGUCUGAACAAGAGGCUCUCGAUGCCCCAGUGUCUCAAUACAGAUUGCACUGCCACUACCUCCUGUUAUGUGUGUACAGAGAGGACAUCCAGAAGGUGUUUGUUGAGGAUCCACGGCAAACGGUGCCCAGAUACUCUGAGUUCAUAUCUCAGCCGAUGUGGCUGGACAGAAUAAAGCAGAAGUUGGAAAGUGGAGAGUAUCAGACGGUACAAGCAUUCGUCUCAGACUUUCAGCUCAUUUUCAGCAACUGCAGAACAUUCAAUAGGGACAAUGUUUUUGGCCGAAUGGGUCCCUGGCUGAAGAAAAUGUUCGAGGAAGAGUUCAAGAAAAUCUUCAGUAUCCAAUAACAACUCUCUUUUACAAGUCUUUUAAAGAUACAGUUGAGAUCUGGAUAUCUUUGAAUAUUCACUAUAAUAUUUCAUUAUAAUAUACAAGAUGUCCUUUCCAAUGCAGCGAGGUCUGUGUACUUUUGCAUCCAUUCAUUUUUCAUUUUUGAACCCAGAAAUGAAAAUGUAAAAUGGUUUCUUCUUUAAUGGUUCAAACACCGAUGAAUAGAAUAAGCAGGCACAAACUAAUUUUCAUUAUUCAAAGUUUGUAUUUCAUUAAAAAUCGUAAAAAUUAUGGUUUCUAUUUUCAAGGUUUUUUUUGUUUUGUUUUGUUUUACACCAUUGAUUAAUGUUGCCAAUCAGACAUUUUCUGUUUAUUUCUUGAAAGCAAUGGCCAAGCGUUUCAGUUAGAAUCCACUCACUGCUCAUAAGGCCACAGUUUUGUUCAGUGCUGCACUCUCGAGAAUUUCUCAUUAUAACAAAGUGUAACAUGAUUAUGGAAGAAAAAUAAUGACAAAAAAAGCAUGUUGUGCAACUGCAAAAAAUUAAUGUCUUGCAUGAACAGUACUUGCUUUUUAAUGCCUUGUAUUUUCAAGGUUUGCAUUUUUAGGGUCUGAAAUUUAACAUAGUUGUUUAUUUAAGCUGUGGAUAUUUCAAUACAAAACAUUUCACACAUAUUUUUAUAAUUAAAAAUUAAAUAAUUCAUAUUCACCUUCUUUCCAGAAGUUACUUCCAAAAUAUUCAGUCCGUUUUAAAAAUAACGAUGAUGUAUAAUAUUUGACAGGCAAUUUUCAGUCAAUUUUAUUUUACUUUACAAAUUCGCUUCCACAAAUUCAGUGGUUUAAAUUUGGCUGAGAAAAUUGAGCAUUGCACAUCCAGGAACUGGAGGGAUAGCAGUAGAUUAUGUCAUGCAUAGUCUGGUCAACAGAUUCACAUAUUGAUCAAUAAUAUAAAAUAUACAAGUGUGUGAUUAUAAUUAAUAAUUGAUGUGAGUAGUAGCAAAAAUAUUUUGGUUGAACUGUUCGGAGUCUCUGAGACCCCAGCUAUAGAACAUGAUCAAAUGUAAUAGAGGUGUAACGUGCAUUCAGUUUCUGUCUGGUGUUGAGGUUAUUCUAAACUAUUCUACUGAAUCCUAGGGUUUUCCCUCAUAUGUCACACUCCAGGAUUUCCCAACAAUGCUUAAUGUGCCACAAUGAACUAAUAGAGUGACAUAAACAAGACCUCAGAUCUCAGUAUACACCUUAUUGAUGAUGCAAACUAUACAGGCAAGCAAAUGUACUCCGAAUAUAAACGUAACGCGCAAGGUUUCACGUAGUUUACCUCAGAAAUCUGUUACAAAGAAAACGUGGUUCAAUGGACUAACACAGUGCGGGGGACAGAAUCGCCUUUUUCUAAAAGCUGCUAUGCCCCUGGUGUAAAUGAUGUUAACGAAAUUACGAACAUGCGACAUUGCAGUUACGUUGCCAGUAAGUCAAUACAAUAUAUUAUUAAUAGAUUACGUAUCAGGAAAGUCCUUGUGAGUUGGUAAUUUAAUGGUAAUGAAAUCACGGACAUGCAAGGUUGUAGUCACGUUGUCAAUUGGUAAGUCAUGAAAUUGCCAAAAAGUACCAAUAUAUUACGUAACUAUUACCAUGUGUGUUAGCAGGGAAGAGAGCAACCUUUAGGAUCACUAAAAGGCUGUCACUCAUUUCAGUUUAUCACAAUCUCACAAAGUUCCGUUAUAAUCAAUGAAGCUCUCCACAUUGCACAAAGAAAAUUUUAUUUACAUCAUGUCUACACUUUCUUAUAAUGACAGGAUUCAUUAAGUUUGCAUAACUCAGCUCUAAACAAAAACUGGUGCUUUGAGCGGUGAGUGGAUUCUAACUUAAACGCCUCUGAUUGGCCAUUCUGUUCAUUAAAUCAACAGACAAGUCGGUGAUUGGCCACAUUGCUCAACGCUGCAAAAACACAUUGAAAAUAAGAAACCUUUGAAGCCCCUCUCCACAGCGCAAGCACACAUACGCAUUGGAAUUUGGCCUGACACAGCUGCCGUUUACUUUCCUGUUGUUGUUUAUAUCCAGUUCUGACCCCCGCCAGAUUACCCCCCCCCCCCUGUAUUGGUAGGUUUUGGAGCAGGUGUGGAGGAGGGGUUAAGGUUAGGAUUAGGGGAGGGCCUAGGAAUCAGGCAGGGGCGUAGUUUGCGGGGAAUGGGGAGAAGUAACUAUAGAAAUAUAAAAUACAUAGAUGCCUCAUUGGCCACUUUGGGUCGUUGCUGUCAAUGAAUCCGCCAUAUUGGUCCAGGCAAGUCUGUUCUAUUAACAAAUACAAU
Molecule: messenger RNA, 4489 nt
Organism: Cyprinus carpio (common carp)
Lineage: Eukaryota; Metazoa; Chordata; Actinopteri; Cypriniformes; Cyprinidae
Biological process (GO): regulation of transcription by RNA polymerase II
Cellular component (GO): nucleus
Molecular function (GO): DNA-binding transcription factor activity, RNA polymerase II-specific; DNA binding; protein binding
Source: RefSeq, a predicted model, not a curated record